Molecule: messenger RNA, 4972 nt
Organism: Plutella xylostella (diamondback moth)
Lineage: Eukaryota; Metazoa; Arthropoda; Insecta; Lepidoptera; Plutellidae
Gene: Pfas
Product: phosphoribosylformylglycinamidine synthase
Biological process (GO): 'de novo' IMP biosynthetic process
Cellular component (GO): cytoplasm
Molecular function (GO): phosphoribosylformylglycinamidine synthase activity
Source: RefSeq, a predicted model, not a curated record
UAGUGGUAGUUUCGUUUGGAUCGGGUCCGGAAAGUUUGUUUUUAUUUUGUUUUGUUUACCUACCUAUUAUUUUAGUUGUUAUAUUUAAGUAGCAAAAUAACGUCACAACGGCGAUAAGACGCGACCUCUAACAUUGAUGUAACUGAUCAAUUUAUGAACACACCGGCCACUUGAUCUUAUUUAGUCUCAUUAUAGAACUGUUCCGUUCAUGUUCAUAUAGAGUCUAUAACCCUAAAGAUGUGUAUUAUAAGGUUCUUUUCAUCGGAGGCAUUUAGUGCACAUAAAACUAAGGAAAUUUUGGAGAAGUUGAAACUGGUUGAUGGCGAUGUUCGUCUGCUGACCACGGAGCUGUGUUACCAUGUGGAGUUGGCGGAGGGGUGUGAUUACCUCAACAUCAAUCAGAUAAAGAAGCUCCAGUGGUUGCUGAGCUCUCCUCUGCAGCCUCACGCGCUAAAGAACAACACUAUCUUCAAGGACAUCAAAGAUAAUGAGCUGGUCAUUGAAAUCGGGCCAAGAUUCAACUUCUCGACAGCCGACUCGAGUAACUCUGUGCAAAUAUGCGAGAGCGUCGGCCUCGACGCCAUCAUUCGACUGGAGGUGUCCACUCGGUACCUGAUCACGUUCGCGAAGGCCAAGACUGUCUCCCAGAAGCAGUUCGAUGACCUCGCGGCGCCUCUGCACGACAGGAUGACUCAGUGCAUUUACACGCCAGAGAACAUCCCGCGCUCCAGUUUCAAUGAAGGCUUGCCGAAAGAUCUGGAGCCGUGGUUUGUGGUGCCGCUACUGGCUGAAGGCAGGCCGGCUAUGGAGAAGGUCAACCAGAAACUUGGUCUGGCCUUCGACGACUGGGACAUGGACUUCUACAUGAACCUGUUUGUGAACAAGCUGAAGAGAGACCCCACCAGUGUGGAGUUGUUCGAUCUGGCCCAGAGCAACAGCGAGCACUCACGCCAUUGGUUCUUCAAGGGGAAGAUAAUUUUGGAUGGACAAGAAAUCGAAGAAUCUCUGAUCGACAUGGUCGCCGCUACCCAGGAGACCUCCAACGACAACAACGUUAUUAAGUUUGGAGAUAACAGCAGCGCCAUAAAAGGGUUCAAACACACUAAACUACGGCCUCAAAGCGUCACCGCACCAUCCCAAGUGAUCCCCACAGUGGAAGAGUCAGACAUCAUCUUCACAGCAGAGACGCACAAUAUGCCGACAGCUGUGGCCCCAUUCAGUGGCGCUACUACUGGCACUGGAGGGAGAAUCAGGGACGUGCAAGGGGUGGGGAGGGGAGGGCAUACGGUCGCAGGGACUGCAGGGUACAGUGUCGGCAAUUUGCAUAUACCUGGUUACGAGAUGCCAUGGGAAGACAAGACGUGGGAGUACCCCAGCAACUUCGCAUCUCCAUUGCAAAUCAUCAUCGAAGCCAGUAAUGGAGCUUCCGACUACGGAAACAAAUUUGGAGAACCAGUGGUUUCAGGCUUCGUGCAAUCGUACGGGCUGAAGAACGGCGACAGCGUGCGCGAGGAGUUCGUGAAGCCGAUCAUGUUCAGCGCCGGCAUCGGAUACAUGCCGCACAGCAUGAUCAAGAAGAACAAGCCGGAGAAGGGCAUGCAGUUAGUAAAAAUCGGUGGUCCAGUGUACCGCAUCGGCGUGGGCGGCGGCGCGGCGUCCUCCGUCGCGGUGCAGGGCGGCGGCGCGCGCGACCACAAGCUCGACUUCGGCGCCGUGCAGCGAGGUGACGCUGAAAUGGGUAACCGUCUCAACAGAGUGGUGCGAGCGUGCUUGGAGGCUGACGUCAAUCCCGUUGAAUCGAUCCACGACCAAGGCGCCGGCGGCAACGGCAACGUGCUCAAAGAACUCGUCGAACCAGAGGGCGCCGUGGUCUUCACGUCCGAGUUCCAACUAGGAGACCCCACCAUCACGACCCUGGAGCUGUGGGGCGCCGAGUACCAGGAGAACGACGCGCUGCUGUGCACCGAGCAGCACAAGCAGCUGCUGCGAGAUAUCUGCCGUCGUGAGCGCUGUCCCGUAUCAUUCGUGGGCGAAGUGACGGGCGACGGCUACAUGAGUCUGGUGGAAGAUGCGACCAACAAAAAGUUGCUCGACAGACAGGCCAGGUUGAAGCCAGAGGUCAAGGCCAAGCUGCCGUAUGACUUGCAUUUGGAGGCUGUUUUAGGUAACAUGCCACGCAAAACCUUCGACCUGAAGCAAGAAAAGAGAACGAAACUGCCACUUCAGCUGCCUAAAGAUGUCACCGUGAAGAGUGCUCUAGACCGAGUCCUGCGAUUGGUCAAUGUGGCCAGCAAAAGAUACCUGACCAAUAAGGUGGACCGUUGCGUGACAGGUCUAGUGGCCCAACAGCAGUGCGUGGGUCCCCUACACACGCCGCUAGCAGACUUUGCGAUCAUCGCCCUGUCGUACAACGAGCUGGUCGGAUCGGCCACGUCCAUUGGGACUCAGAACAUCAAGGGGUUGUUGAACCCGGCGGCCGGAGCGAGGAUGUCGCUUGGAGAGGCGUUGACCAACUUGGUAUUCGCCGGCAUCUCCUCCCUAGAAGACGUGAAGUGUUCCGGCAACUGGAUGUGGGCCGGCAAGACGGGGGCCGACGGCGCGUCGCUAGUGGUCGCGUGCAGAGCCGUGUGCCAGGCCAUGGCGGAGAUAGGAGUAGCUAUUGAUGGCGGCAAGGACUCGCUGUCUAUGUGCGCGCAGGUCUCUGGGAAGAAAGUGAAAUCCCCCGGCACACUCGUAGUGUCGACCUACGCGCCCUGCCCCGACAUCACGGUGAAGGUGGACCCGGCGCUCAAGAAGGAGGGGUCUGCUCUCGUCUGGGUGCCCGUCACUCCUGGCAAAUACAGACUGGGUGGUUCAGCGCUCGCCCAAGUGUACAAGCAGCUGGGAGACAGCCCCCCGGACCUCGACAACGCAGCCACACUGAAGUCACUCUUCAAGCUCACACAGAAACUACUCAAAGAAAAGAAGCUGCUAUCCGGUCACGACGUAAGCGAGGGUGGUUUCCUGACGACAGUCCUAGAAAUGGGCAUCGGCGGUCUCCGCGGCCUCAACAUCGACGUACCAGUUGAAAAGGGCGUAUCUGCCAUCGAAGCGUUGUUCAGCGAAGAGUUGGGAGUCGUUGUAGAAGUGGCGAAGAGUGACGCUGAUUACGUCAUCAGUGAAUACAAGAAGGGCGGUGUGGCUGCGAAGGUUAUUGGUGUGACUGGCGGAUAUGGCAUGAAGUCGCAGGUGAGCGUGAAAGUGAACGGCGCUAAAGUUCUGGACACCACAUUGAUCGAUGUGUUCAGGAUGUGGGAGGAGACCAGCUACCAGCUCGAGUGUCUGCAGGCCAACUCCGACUGCGCCAAACAGGAAUGGAAAGGUCUUGAGAACCGCAAGGGUGUGACUUACAACGUGCCGUUCGACCCCUCGGCGCCCGUCGUCAAGACCAAGGCCGUCAAAGUCGCCGUCCUACGUGAAGAAGGUACAAACGGCGACCGGGAGAUGAUCGCGUCCCUGCUUAUGGCCAACUUCGAGGUGUAUGACGUCACGAUGAGCGACCUCCAAGCGAAGCGAAUCACGCUGGACGCUUUCCAGGGACUCGUGUUCCCCGGCGGGUUCAGUUAUGCUGACACGCUCGGCUCAGCGAAGGGCUGGGCGGCCAGCAUUCUCUUCUCAGAAUCUCUGACGUCACAGUUCGAACACUUCAAGCAACGGAAGGACACAUUCUCUCUGGGAGUGUGCAAUGGAUGCCAGCUGAUGGCACUACUCGGAUGGCUGGACACAGAUGGCAGCACUGGUGAUGUGGACAAGAGACAGAUCUUUUUGGACCAUAAUUUGAGUGAAAGAUUCGAAUGCCGCUGGAGCGCUGUAAAAAUCAACCCUAAAUCCCCGAGCAUAUGGCUCUCGGGAAUGGCCGGUACAGUGACGGGCGUGUGGACCGCCCACGGCGAGGGAAGGUUCUCGUUCGCUCAGCCGCAAGUGUUGGACAAAGUGGCGGGAGGCGGUCAGAUCGCGCUGCAGUAUGUGGACGACGAUAGCAACCCUACCGAGUUGUACCCGUGCAACCCUAACGGCAGCCCAUUGGGCAUCGCCGGGCUAACAUCCCCGGACGGGCGCCACCUCGCCAUGAUGCCGCACCCGGAGCGUUGCGUGCUCCGCUGGCAGUGCCCCUCUGACGUCACGCCGCACGCCAGCCCAGACAAGCAAGCGUCGCCGUGGCUGCGGCUGUUCCAGAACGCUUACUCGUGGGCUUCCAAGCAGUAGGAUUGUAGUUUAGAUGCUGUAAAAGCGCAGGCUACGCUGCCAGAUAUUGUGCAGUGCAGUGUAGUAGCUAUGAUGUUAGCAGUGUGGCCGUUGUUUUAAUGAGAUCGGUAUAUUUUGGUACAGUUUUUUUUAUGUUUUUAUGAAGGUGUUGUUCAUCUUUUGUGAUACUGAUAAUGAAUUUUGUCUCGGAUAUUGGUGCCAUUUAUAAGUGCAAGUAUAAUUUGCAAUUGCAAUAUAAAAUAUUGCUAGAUAAAUAUAAUGAAGAUUAAGUAACCAAUCUAUCAUUGUUAAGUACAAAACGUUUACUACUUUUAUUUACUAUGUAUAAUCAUGUUGUCUUACAUUCCUAAAAACAUUCCUUGCAAUAGCAUGUUUGUUUGAUGAUUUAAUGAUAUAAUUAUGUAUACAUAUAAGGUAUACAAAGACAAUACAUUCAACAAACCUACUUAUUAGUUAUUUUGUAUAAAAUAAUCAUGAUCUUACAUAAAAUGAUUACACACUAACAUUUGAUCCUGUGGUGGUGGGCUUUAUCUGGAUCAAACAAAUCUCAAAAUAAAACCACUGAAGUUGUAACUAAAAGUUUAUUAUAGAUAUUCUAAAACAAUAACUUUAUAAUAAUUAUUCUAUAAGAAACUUAUUUUAUAGCCUGAUUUAUGUGCCUUUCUAGCCUAUAAGGUGUAAAAUGCAAAAAGCAUAUAUUGUUAAAAAUAAAUAUUUUCAUUUUUAA